This is a messenger RNA of Esox lucius (northern pike), 7476 nucleotides long. Its product is annotated as IQ motif and SEC7 domain-containing protein 1. Gene Ontology annotation, biological process: regulation of ARF protein signal transduction; actin cytoskeleton organization. The coding region runs from base 388 to 4119 and encodes 1243 amino acids. The record is from RefSeq and is a predicted model, not a curated record. NCBI's taxonomy places the organism in Eukaryota, Metazoa, Chordata, Actinopteri, Esociformes, Esocidae. The transcript has 16 exons. Gene Ontology annotation, molecular function: protein binding; guanyl-nucleotide exchange factor activity.
GCGAGACAUUCUACUGAGGUUCGGAAUCAGAUAGGUGGGCUGUGCGAUUUAUUUCCGACAGCUCGCUGGCUAAAUGUUUAGAAUAAGUGGGCAAACUAAAAGGAAUUCUAGAAGACAUCUGGGUUGGCGUCGUUUGAAGAGUCAUAGGUUUUUUGUACUUCUCUAACUGGAGUGGUUUUGGGAAAUCAGUUAUGUCGUAGACGCUGGAACGCGCUUCGCAAAGAACACCAAUUCUCACACUUGAUUUUCACUCAUUCCAUCUGCACAUGAAAACAAUGGCGAGACGCAAAAGGCAUAUCGGGUUGGAAUUUAACGGCGCGUAGCCACCGCGCAGGUUGAAGACGGUCUCUGAAAAGAAAAUCGGGGGUCAACACAAGUCGGAGCGAGAUGGAAAGCCCGACCGAGAACCCAACUAGGGCUGCGGAAUAUCUGAAGGAGCUAAAUAACAUAAUCGAAACCCAACAGGAGUUACUGGAGAGGCAGAAAAAUAGGAUAGAGGAACUGGAGCAGCAAGUGUCCGAAUUGUGUUCGGAAAACGCCUGUUUGAAAGACCAAUACCAGCGGCACCUGGCUACGUGUAGGCUGCUUCAACAGGGCAACAGCCUCGCAACAUUAGGUGCCAUAAAAGAAAACAUCACCCAAGAAAAAUCUGAAUGUGACAGCUCUAGAAUGGUCAGGAGACAUGCCUCUCUGCCCAUUGAUGUCACCGAUAACCCUUCCAGUCUGGUGUUGGCCGGCUGCAGGAGAGGAUUUCCUAGCCGCAAGUGGAAGUCUGCCUCUUUAGGCGUGGAGGGGGAUGCAAGGCCCAGUGAGAUUGACAGUGGAGCCAGCUACCGGGGCCCCGUGAUCAGCCCUGACCGCUUUGAGGGCCCCCUCUACAGCCACGGGGUACAGCCGGGACCCCAGCGCCCCCCACGCAGGCCCAAGCUACAGCACUCUCAGUCCAUCCUUCGCAAGCAAGCCGAGGAGGAGGCCAUCAAACGCUCUCGCUCGCUCUCUGAGGGCUAUGAGCUCUCUGCUGACCUCCAGGACAAACAGGUGGAGAUGCUGGAGCGUAAAUAUGGCGGACGCUUCAUAACCCGGCAUGCGGCCCGCACCAUCCAGACAGCCUUCCGCCAGUACCAGAUGAACAAGAACUUUGAACGUCUCCGGAGUUCUAUGUCUGAGAACCGCAUGUCCCGGCGCAUCGUUCUGUCAAACAUGAGAAUGCAGUUCUCCUUCGAGGGCCCCGAGAAAGUCCACAGCUCCUACUUUGAGGGCAAACAGGUGUCCCUGACCGAUGACGGGAACCCCCUGGGCUUGGUACAGUCUGAGUGCGGAGACAUGGAGGUCCACCACCAGGCCAACCUGGCAUCUCACCCCACCUCCCAGAACGACCUGACGGACGCCAUCACGGAGCUGGAGGACGCCUUCUCCAGACAGGUAAAGUCGCUAGCCGAGUCGAUCGACGAUGCCCUGAACUGCCGCAGCCUUCAGGGAGACGAGGGUCAUGACCCCGAGGUCCUGGGCUGCCCUGAGGCAGAGAGGGAGGUGGCCUAUCAAGUGAAGCCUCACCGCGGGACGCAGGGGCGCAUGCGAGAGGACAUGAUGGCAUCCUACAGCGACGUGACGCUAUUUAUCGAUGAGGAGGAGCUGUCUCCCUCAAUGGGUCUGUCGCGGGGUUCAGGUGACCAGCCCUCCAGCAUUGAGUCAGACCUCCGUCUGCGCUCUGCCAACUCCUCCCAGGACUAUUGGCCCCUGGAUCCCAAGGACGAGGGGCGUGACACGGACACCAGCUGCCGCAGCACGCCCUCUCUGGAGUGCCAGGAACAGCGGCUUAGGGUGGACCACCUCCCCCUCCUGACCAUCGAGCCGCCUAGCGACAGCUCAGCCGAGCACAGCGACCGUUCGGACCGCAGCUCCAUCAAACGCCCGCCCAUCUACGAGACCCACGCGGGCGGCCACAUCGUGGCGUCCUCCCAGGCUAGCCCUAAGCACAUCUCCCACGGCCCGCCCCCGCGGGCGCAGUCACGGGACGAGGAGGCGCCCCUCCGCCACCGCCACCGGGCGCUGGAAAGCCACCUGGCCAUUAACGGCUCGGCCAACCGGCAGAGCAAGUCCGAAUCCGACUUCUCGGACGGGGACAACGACAGCGUCAACAGCACGUCCAACUCCAAUGACACCAUCAACUGUAGCUCCGAGUCGUCGUCCCGGGACAGCCUGAGGGAGCAGACGCUCAGCAAGCAGACGUACCACAAGGAGACGCGCAACAGCUGGGACUCGCCCGUCUUCAGCAACGACGUCAUCCGCAAGAGGCACUACCGCAUCGGCCUCAACCUCUUCAACAAGAAGCCAGAGAAAGGUAUCCAGUACCUGACUGAGAGGGGUUUUGUCCCAGACACACCUGUGGGUGUGGCUCACUUCCUGCUUCAGAGGAAGGGCCUGAGCAGGCAGAUGAUUGGAGAGUUUCUGGGCAACAGGCAGAAACAGUUCAACAGAGACGUCCUGGACUGUGUGGUGGAUGAGAUGGAUUUCUCGUCAAUGGAGCUGGACGAGGCACUGAGAAAGUUCCAGAACCAUAUCCGGGUCCAGGGAGAGGCCCAGAAGGUGGAGCGCCUCAUUGAAGCCUACAGCCAACGCUACUGCAUCUGUAACCCCACGGUGGUGCGACAGUUUCGGAACCCGGACACAAUCUUCAUCCUGGCCUUCGCCAUCAUCCUCCUCAACACGGACAUGUACAGCCCCAACGUCAAGCCUGAGCGAAAGAUGAAGUUAGAGGAUUUUGUCAAAAACCUGAGAGGCGUGGAUGACGGGGAGGACAUCCCCAGGGAAAUGUUGACAGGGAUCUAUGAGAGAAUCAGGAAGAGGGAGCUCAAAACCAACGAGGACCACGUUUCUCAGGUUCAGAAAGUGGAGAAACUCAUCGUGGGGAAGAAACCGAUUGGAUCUCUCCACCAUGGUAUCGGAUGUGUACUGUCCCUGCCCCACCGCAGGCUGGUGUGUUACUGCCGCCUGUUCGAAGUACCAGACCCCAACAAGCUCCAGAAGCUAGGCCUGCACCAGCGGGAGAUCUUCCUGUUCAACGAUCUUCUGGUGGUGACAAAGAUUUUCCAGAAGAAGAAGAACUCUGUGACAUACAGCUUCCGGCAGUCGUUCUCUCUGUAUGGCAUGCAGGUUUUGAUGUUUGAGAACCAGUAUUACGGGAAUGGGAUCAGGCUUACAUCAGCCAUACCAGGUGCCGACAUCAAAGUCCUCAUCAACUUCAAUGCGCCCAACCCACAGGACCGCAAGAAGUUUACCGACGACCUGCGCGAGUCCAUCGCAGAGGUCCAGGAAAUGGAGAAAUACAGGAUAGAGUCUGAGCUGGAGAAGCAGAAGGGCGUGGUGAGGCCCAGUAUGUCCCAGAGCUCUGGGCUGAAAAAAGAGGCUGGCAAUGGCAACAUGAACCGUGCCAGCCUGGACGACAGCUACACCAUGGGCGAGGGCCUGAAGAGGAGCGCCCUCAGCAGCUCCCUCCGUGACCUGUCCGAAGCAGGCAAGCGGGGGCGUCGCAGCAGUGCAGGAUCACUAGACAGCAAUAUGGAAGGGUCCAUCAUUAGCAGCCCACACACGCGGCGGAGAGCUCACGCCCCGCGCGGCGAGGGCCCGCCCCGGGGCCCCCCCGUCAACCCCAACUCCUCGUCUCUCCUCGGGUCCCUCUUCGGCAGCAAGCGGGGGAAGCCUUCGUCCCAGAUGCAUCCUCCUCUGCCCGGUCACCCCACCCUGAUUUCUCACAUGCCACACCCGUCCAACCUCCACCACACAGCCCAGCAGGUGACCCAGGCCCAGCUCCACCACUCCCAGUACUGCCAGGUCCAGCAGAACCCCCCUCCCUACCACCACCACCACCACUACCACCCCCCGCCCCACACUCAGUACCACCAGCACCCGGCGGCAUACGCCGCCUCCGCCCAAAUGCAUCAACACGUGCACCCCCACCCGCACGUUGUCGCACCACCGCACAGCCACGUCGCCCAACACAACCAGCAUUCCCAUCACGGCCCGCACUCCCAGCAUGCACCCCCCCACCACAGUCAGCAGCAGGGCCCGGCGCCUGGCGGCCCCAAACCCAAACACAGCGGCAUCAGCACUGUGGUGUGACAUCCCUCACAGAGAGGGAGGGUGAGGGAGGGAGGGAGGAGUGAACUUAAAGGAGGGACAGUCAUAGAAUGGACAGAGGGUGUGCUGUAGGUCGAUGGCCUGUCCACUGUGUUCCGCUGUUGCUGUGACCCUUUUUAUCCCCUCAGAUGCUCACCAAUAUGCAGGAGCCAAACUGGACAAUAUUUUUCCCUAAUGGGCCUCGGCUCAAAACUCAGUAAAGGCCCCAGUCGCUCUGUCGGGGGAUCCAGGAGGAGGCGUUUCAGAGGGGGAUGAGCUUUACCCUUUCCUUCCCAUGAACCAAACAAUGAUGAGAACGGUGCAUUUUGUGCGGGCAGCUGUCCACUGGGCCGUUCUCUCAAUUGACUUGUCUUCCCUUCGCCUAAUACGGAGGAGAGACCGCCUGAGAAAACACGUCUGACUGUUUCCUCUGUCACCACGGCAUAUUAUAUUGUAGCCAGUCUUUUUAAACGAAGUUAGCAUUUAACACUCUGCUUCCCUGAGGCCAGCAAAGUCCACUUUCCAUUUUAACAAAUGACGUUUGUUGUUGCUUCCUAUAGAACUCAGAUGGUUCGCCAGGCACUAACAGUGAAUAGGCAUUUGUCUUAUUUGAUAUUCCUGGUAAAAGAAAGGUUGAUUCAAUUCAAAAUAAAGAAAUGGUGUAAAAAAUAUAGAAAAAAUAAUGUCACAGUGAGUAGACCAACAGACAGGCUAACAACUUAGUAGACCCUUUCAACACUAGUAGUUGUAGUGCUGUAUGUACUGUAGAUGACAGCUUUACAUGUCGUUUCCUUGCUCUCAUUAAUAAAUGUGCCAAUUACUAAUGCAUAAACUAUUUAGUCCAGAGUUAAUGUACAGUAUAUUGUGCGUAAAGUACCUUGUAAGAUUAUACUUACAAGCAUUAUUAUUAUUAAUAGUACUAUCAUUAGAACUUUAUCAGUAUUAAACUGACUAUGGUAACAGGACAGAUGGGGAAAAAGGUGAGUACACCCACAUCCAGUCAGGCAGACCAAUCACCUAUUCUGGAACCGUUUGCCUUCCAACCAGCGUGUUGUGAGACUCUGGAAUGCAGCUGUGUCAUAUGGCGCUCCUUGUGAUGGCCAGUCAUGUAUGAAACCUCCCACUGGACAGACAUUUCUGGGCAUGGGUGUCCAGCAACCAUAUGUCGUUGCUAUAUUGGGUGGAUGCGUCCUCCUUGACUCAGUGUAGGAGUCCUAUAUGAAGUACUGAUGUUUAGUACCUUGGGUAAAGUCAAGACUGCAAUGAAGACGUGUCCCCGAUCUCUUUUUGAGUUCACAGUGGCCUCUUUGGUCUUUGGUUGUAUGCUGGCCUCCUAGAUGUUUAACAUUAUAAAAGUUGAGAUUCAAGUCACUUUACUGAUGGACCUGCAGUAGAGCUGGCCAGUGCUCACGCUCUCCAUGUAUGGAGCAGCUGCAUUCUUGACUCUAUAAAUCAAAGUACAGUUAUUCUUUUUUUAUUGUUUUGUUUGCUUAAAGUACUUAUAUCUUUUUGUUUUCUUCACAAAACCUGAGUAGGUGAGUGACUGAAAUAAGCUUUUAGGUAUGGAUUUGUUUGUUUGUGAUCUUUUUAUCUUCUUUUUUUUUUAUGUAUGUGCAAUAUCUUCGUACUGAUUUUGUACAUUCGCAACAAGCAAAGUGUCUCUUCUGUUUGUUUGGUGUGUCUUCAUGUUGUGUCAUUUAUUUAUUUAUUCUGUUUGGACCCCUGUCGUUUUCUCUCAGUGGCUUAAUGUGUGGCUGUUAUAUUGGUUCUCUGAGAAACACAGUCCUAGAAUUCAGUGGAAUGUCUAAUAAGUGAUUUUGCAUGUAAUGACGUUAUUGAUGUGAGGCUAUCCUUGGCACAUUGUAUAACAAAUCAGUGUUACCAUAGCGAUUGAAGUGCAAUCACAUAUGAAAAAACAGACUUGUAGGCCUCCUACGCGUUCAAGUCAGAUAUGUUUUCCAGGAAGAGAUUCAGGUGAAAAUAUCUUUUUUUCCAUUUCAGAUUAUAUACGUACACCGUUCACAGUGGGAAGAACGAGGAAUGUGUGUAUAUAUUUUAAUAAAGGAAUAUGCUUCCCUAGAGGCAGAACAGAAAUAUUUUGCUGGAUAAGCACAUAUGAAGGAGCGCUUUCAUUUUUCAGGAAAUGUAGAUCUAAUAUACAACAAAGAAUUGUGAGGGAACUGGGUUAUGUGUAAAGAAAAAACUUUCUACAUUCUACAAAAUAAGAGUCUAUUAUCGUGUGUACAAUAAAGUAAAAGUCAACUGUUUGUCCCAAUAUUCAGGGUGUAAAUGUAUUUUAACAUUCACUAAGAAAACCAUAGUCACACUUGAGGCUUAGGACAGACUUAACACAUGUCUGAUCAUGUUUGACCCAUGAUUAUAUAACAGAAAAAUAAGGACAUUUUGAACCUGAAUAUAUCCUAUCUGGACCAUGAAUAAUCCAUUGAAUGUCUUUCUAAUGAUUCUAUAUUUUCUUUUUUGUAACUCAGAAAGGGUUGGACAAUGUAAAACAAAAUGAAGAUGAAAUAUAUACAUGUUUCUUUUUGUCAUAGAGCUUGGAGAAAUCCACAGUCAUCUGUAGUCUGAGGAAUACCCCAUGCACUGCAUGGACCUAAUGCAUUGUGUCCUUUUUCACUGUGAGCUGACGGAACAGGUCAGCCUGGAAACUUAAUUGGGUUCUUUUUUAUUUUAGUUUUUGCAGGGUUUUGAUUUGAAGUCUCCUGAUUUCUUCAUGCUGUCCCAAGUUUAGGUUGGAGCUCAGCAUUCAUUUCAUCUACAUAUACACAGCCAUUGUAAAAACAACAAAACAUAAACAUCAAUGCACUUCUUUUAUUAUUGAGUCGAGGGCUUUAGUUGUGUAAAUAGGAGAAAAGUGUUGAUUGUGGAUUUCUGAAAAGGGUGAUUUAUCUAAAAUCAAGAUGAGAGGGGACCAAGAGAGAAUGAGGAUCUGUACAUAGUAUGUAUAUUGUCACUACCCCAAUCUAAUAUCUGCUGUGGAGAUCAGGGUGGUAUAUUCCUACCACUUCUUAUGGUUCAAUAUGAUUCUCAACAUAUCGCUUGUAAUGAACAGUCAACCUCCAACUGUAAUGUAACAGUCAUUCGCUUUGGAUCUCAAAGACAGACUGUUAUAACGUUCACUGCCUCCUACGAAACACAUGCACACACACGUUUCCUCUCAUCCCAUGCUGCAAGCUGUUCUGUCAGGCGUGAGACACACUUUUAAAAAGGGAACGAUAAGAGUGGCCUCAUUUCAGUGUGCAUUCAGUUUGUCCAGUGUGUAGCGAGUCAGUAAGACCCUGUUGUAAAACUUCAACUGUGACAAUGUCAAGAACGCUAAAUAAACAAAUAUGACUUAUGGUA